Owenia fusiformis is the source of this 2678-nucleotide messenger RNA. Lineage: Eukaryota; Metazoa; Annelida; Polychaeta; Sabellida; Oweniidae. The record is from the annotation of a GenBank genome assembly.
AUUUAUCUAUCACACGAUGGAAAACACGUUUUUUGCCGCCUGCAUUGCUAUAACUUUUUUAGGGUAUGGAAAUGUAUAUGUGCUCUCUGAGAUUUGUUGGAGCGAUGUCUGCGAGUAUGAGAUGGUGAUCCAACAUCAAAGAACGAUGGUUUACACAUACAAAUCUGCUGAAGGCCAUGAUAGUUACGUGAGCAAUUCAGUGACGCUUAUGUCAGACGGAACACUUAAAUUAAUUCCAAAUGGAUACUACGACAACGUUGAAGAUCUAGUAGUCAAUGCUAGUGAUGUGAUAACAGCAGAUGGUAUCACCCGAAAUAUCAUUACCAUCAAUAGCUUGUUUCCGGGUCCAACGAUAGAAGUAGGAGAAGGGUCACAGAUUGUUGUGCGUGUGACAAACAAAUUGCUAGCCGAAGCUAUAUCCAUACAUUGGCAUGGUAUACAUCAAAAAUACACUCCCUGGAUGGACGGCAUGCCAUAUAUCACGAACUGCCCAAUACAUCCACAGCAGACAUUUACAUACAGGUUCACAGCGGCACCUAGCGGGACCCACUGGUAUCAUUCACAUAUGAAAGUCCAACGAAUGGAUGGACUGUUUGGGAUGAUGAUCGUCCAUAAGAGGGAAACAAAAGGCGGUGCUGAAAUCGAAGAUUCUGUUCCAUUGUUUGUGACUGAUUGGUUGCAUAUUGAAGGGGCCACAAGUGAUAUGACAAGUCCAUACAAGUUGGACUUUCCUCCGGGAACUGGCGAAUUCUGGUUUAACGCUAAAAAUAGAGAUUAUUCUUUAGACGGUAUAGAGUUAUCAGCAUUGAAAUACAAAAGUGGAUUGAUUAACGGAAGGGGACGUUUCAACAACAAAGCUCCCUUGUUCGAGACAACAAUCAAGUCAGGUAGCACAAAACGAUUUAGAACGGUAAAUGCGGCAGCUGAAUACCCGUACAGGAUUUCAAUCGAUGGCCAUGAUUUGAUCAUAUUGUCAUUGGACGGAAACGAAAUAGAACCAUUUACCGUACAGUCUAUUAUCUUAUUCCCAGGUGAGGAAGUUGACUUUAAGAUAAACGGAGUUCAACCAAGUUCAAAAUAUUGGAUCAGAGCAAAAACGUUGACGGAUGGACUUGGUUCUGAGGAUAAUAACCAAGAAAUAAAUGCUAAACUAAUAUAUGAUGGAGUUCAAUCAAAUUUAGAUCCAGUGUCUACUCAAAGAGAAUGUUCGCAAUCAAACCCCUGUAAAGUUCUGAACUGUCCUUUUCCAAAUCAUCCUAAUUCGAACCACCUGCUCUGCAUUCCAAUCAGUGAGAUGAAAGACAUCAGAUCAUCGAUGUUUUCCGUAAACGACGUUUAUGAAGAAGAAUUCUUAGAUUUUGAUUUUGACAUUGGUUCCUCGGUGAACAAAAUUAGAUUCGUAUUUCCUAGUGCCCCAUGGACUGAGUCAAACAAUGGCGCCGUACCAUGCGCAAGUGAUUGUAGCGAUAUUGACAGCGGCUGCAAAUGCACCCAUGAACUUAACUUCAAAUUCAACCAGGUUGUUCGACUGACACUUUUAAGUAAAAGUGAACCGCAAACAUAUGGUCACCAUCCCAUACAUCUUCACGGCUUUACGUUCGAAGUCCUAAAAAUGGGAUACCCUCUAUUUGAUGAAACUACUGGAAAAAUCGUGAACAACCCGGACAUAGUGUGUGAUACACCAUCGUGUAGCAGAGUACAUUGGAGAGAAGGCAAGCCAAUAGAUUUAAACUUCAAUCACCCACCAAGGAAGGACACCAUACUGGUUCCAGCAGGCGGGUACGUCAUUAUACAAUUUGUAGCUGACAAUCCAGGCUACUGGUUGCUACAUUGUCAUUCCUUAUCACACCUUAUAGAGGGAAUGGCUCUUGUACUGAACAUCGCCGGGGAGCGUCAAGUAAAACCGCCUAAGGGGUUCCCGACAUGUAAUACAUUUGAUUGGUCUUCUGCGGAGUAUAACAGGGCUGUAAAUACAGAUAAGGCCGCAAAAAAACGAAUUGGGCCAAAAUUAACAUAUGGACCCUGUACUUUGAUGUGCAAUAAGCUUGGCAUAAAGAAAUGUUCAAAAACAUGCGGUGUGACAGAAGGUGAUGUCAUUGGAGAAACCUGCUGGGUGAAAUGUACAGAAACCGCUGCAUUGGAUCCAAAUGCUCGGAAAUUACUCGCUAGGUGUGUUCAACAGUGUAAAGGUGAUAUGUGAUAGAGAGAAAAGAACAUAUCACAGUUAUGUCUAAUACAAAACUUGAGAGGAAAAUCCUUUGCCAUCCUUUGAUAGUUUCAGUGUUCAACUAAUUGUUUUAUUUUAAUAUAUAAAAUAAACAUGAAUGUACCUAAUUGAAUAUCAUCAUUCGUAAUGAGAUGAGCUUUGAAUAUUAUGCUAUUUGAAAAUUCAUGAUCUACGAUGUACAUCCCUGAGCCAAAGACAUGGUACAUUGUAAUGUCCACCAAUCCAGUUAACCUAAGAUGGGAUCAAUCGCACUUUGCGUGUAACCAUGACAUUCGGUUACCCAAUAUAUAACAAACUUCUUUCUUGCCAUUAUCUUAAAUACAGGUCCAUAUUUUCAAUCGAUUUGCCUGUCAAUGAAAACAUUUACACAUUUGCAACGUUUCCUUGCAUUACUACCUGAUUGAUAAAGUAAAGGAUUAUAAAGGGUUUUGUCACAUGCGUUCAUUUCCUU